Molecule: messenger RNA, 2204 nt
Organism: Impatiens glandulifera
Lineage: Eukaryota; Viridiplantae; Streptophyta; Magnoliopsida; Ericales; Balsaminaceae
Product: low affinity sulfate transporter 3-like
Exons: 12
Coding region: 63-2060 (665 amino acids)
Biological process (GO): transmembrane transport
Cellular component (GO): membrane
Molecular function (GO): secondary active sulfate transmembrane transporter activity
Source: RefSeq, a predicted model, not a curated record
CUCUCUCUAUAAAUAAAGAGUUCUCCCAAACACUUCAAAAGAGAAAAAGGAAGAAAUAGAAAAUGGGUUCAAUUCCUCUUGAGACCUUUGAUCAUCUUCAUCAACAACAACAAGAAGAAGAUGGAAAUGAAAUGAACAAAAGGAUGCAAAGAACCAAUUGGGUCCUAAGCUCUCCAGAUCCUCCUGGUCCAUUAAAAGAGCUUGUCGGUGCAGCCAAAGCAGCCUUCUUACCUCGCCGGAGGAAACCAGGGAAGAAAACUCCAUCCAAAGGGGAUGCUCUGUUUUCAAUCUUAAAGGGUAUUUUCCCAAUUCUCAGUUGGGGAAGGAAUUACAAAGCUUCCAAAUUCAAGAGUGACUUAAUGGCUGGUCUUACUCUUGCUAGCCUAUGUAUUCCUCAGAGUAUUGGUUAUGCUAAUUUGGCUAAACUCGAGCCUCAAUAUGGUUUAUAUACAAGUGUAAUCCCACCAUUAAUCUAUGCUUUCAUGGGAAGUUCAAGGGAGUUAGCCAUUGGACCUGUUGCUGUUGUAUCUUUGCUUCUUUCUUCAAUGAUACAGAAACUUGAAGAUCCAACAGUUCAUCCAUCUUCAUACACAAAACUUGUCCUUACUGCCACCUUCUUUGCCGGUGCCUUUCAAGCCAUUUUCGGUCUCUUCAGGUUGGGAUUUCUAGUGGAUUUUCUAUCUCAUGCAGCCAUUGUUGGUUUCAUGGGAGGAGCAGCAUUAGUAAUCGGUCUUCAACAGUUAAAGAAUCUUCUUGGAAUCAGCCAUUUCACCACUAAUACCGACGUUGUUUCUGUUCUUUCCGCUGUCUUCGAAGCACUCCACCAUCCUUUCUCUCCCUUGAACUUUGUUAUUGGUUGCUCAUUCCUCAUCUUCAUACUCAUCACAAGAUUCAUUGGAAGAAGAAACAAGAAACUGUUCUGGGUUCCAGCAAUGGCACCUUUAGUUUCAGUGAUUCUGUCAACUUUGAUAGUUUAUGUGACAAAAGCAGAUAAACAUGGAGUCAUAAUUGUAAAGCAUUUCAAAGGGGGAUUAAAUCCAAGCUCUGUUCAUCAAUUACAAUUAAGUAGCCCCCACACUGCACAGAUUGCAAAAAUUGGACUUAUCUGUGCCAUUGUUGCUCUCACUGAAGCAAUCGCAGUCGGGCGAUCCUUCGCUUCCAUCAAAGGUUACCACAUGGAUGGAAACAAAGAAAUGGUUGCCAUGGGAUGUAUGAACUUAGUUGGCUCCUUAACUUCCUGCUAUGUCGCCACUGGUUCGUUUUCGAGGACUGCUGUCAAUUUUAGUGCGGGUUGCGAGACUGUUGUGUCGAACAUAGUGAUGGCGGCUACUGUUUUCUUGUCGCUUGAGUUGUUCACGAGGUUGUUGUAUUAUACACCGAUGACGAUUCUUGCAUCGAUCAUCUUGUCUGCUUUGCCGGGACUUAUUGAUAUUCGAGAGGCUUAUAAUAUUUGGAAGGUCGAUAAACUCGACUUUGUUGUGUGCUUGGGAGCUUUCAUUGGUGUUUUGUUUGGGUCAGUCGAGAUUGGCCUUCUCCUUGCGGUGGGAAUAUCAUUUGGGAAAAUAAUAUUAGGAGUAAUAAGACCAGGAACAGAAGUAUUAGGGAGAAUACCUGAAACAGACAGUUUUUGUGACACAAAACAAUAUCCAAUGGCCAUUAAAACUCCUGGUUUACUCAUUGUUCGUCCUACCUCGGCUUUGCUCUGUUUCGCAAACUCCACCUUCAUCCGAGAAAGGAUCAUGAGAUGGUUGGAGGAGGAAGAAGUUGACGAUGAUAAGAACAUAAGUAUCGAAGAUAGUGGCAAAUCUAGGACCAUUCAUGCACUCAUCAUAGACAUGUCUAAUUUGAUGAGUGUAGACACCUCAGGAAUCAUAGUCCUAGAGGAAAUACAUAGGAAAUUGCUUUCUCUAGACAUCAAGCUUGUCAUUGCUAACCCGAGGCAGGAAGUAAUCCACAGGCUAAAACUAGCUAAAUUUGUGGACAAGAUCGGUGAUACUUCGGUUUUCUUGACAGUAAAUGAGGCUGUAGGAGCGUGUUUUGAACACAAAAUGAUUGUUUGACUUGUAAUUGAUCAUGUUGUCAUGUUUUAUACAACUCUAUAUAAGCCCAAAUUAUAUGGAUUUAAAUUUAAAAGUUUUAAAAGUUGUGUUUAGAUUUGUGUAAAAGGUUAUAAUAUCUUGAUAAAUUUAAAUUUGUUCAAAUUU